Plasmodium cynomolgi strain B is the source of this 1884-nucleotide messenger RNA. RefSeq lists its product as hypothetical. The transcript is spliced from 2 exons. Gene Ontology annotation, cellular component: nucleus. The coding region runs from base 1 to 1884 and encodes 627 amino acids. NCBI's taxonomy places the organism in Eukaryota, Apicomplexa, Aconoidasida, Haemosporida, Plasmodiidae. Gene Ontology annotation, biological process: regulation of DNA-templated transcription; DNA-templated DNA replication; regulation of DNA repair. Gene Ontology annotation, molecular function: ATP binding; transcription factor binding; single-stranded DNA helicase activity. The record is from RefSeq and is a predicted model, not a curated record.
AUGAAGAGAAAAUCGAUUUUCAUCAAAAAGAAUGUCAUAAAGGCGCAAAACACGUUGGAUAAGUUUGGCAUUUUUAAGAAGGUGAACGUGCUGAAGAAGGAGCAGCCGGAGAAGCAGAGGCAAAAAGAAACAGACGACGAGGGGGUGGAGGUCAAAAGGGGAGGAGACACCAUUAAGGUGAAAAAGGAAAUCCAUAACGAUAGGGAGAAUGAAAAAAGGAAUGAUAAUAUCAUCAAAAGUGAACACAGCACAGACGGGCAGCCGUCAUUCGGGGUUAAGGUAAAGUUAGAAGAUCAUUCGGCCCCCAAUAGAAACCGAGAGGGGGACACAAAAGACCCCUUGGGGAAGUACUUUGGUGGGAGGAGCGAAAGGGGGGGCCGCAGCAGUGGGGGAGAAGGCGAUGUGGAAGACAGCAGGGGGGAUAAUGACGAGAAUUACGAAAAUGACGACAGUGCCAACCAUGGAAAACAUGGCAGCAGUGACUAUAUAAACGAAAUUCGAAGCAAGAGAAAUCCAUUGCUCAGUACCGUACUGGAUGAAGAUUUAAAUUUUAAUUUAAUUUUGUGUGGACCGCCCGGCUCAGGAAAAUCCUCCCUAGUUAAUGUUAUAAAAAAUAAAACCAGCAAUUUGUUCAUCUCGCUAUUCCACCUGAACAACUUAAAUAAUGAACUCAGAAAGGUAUACGACCAGUCAGUUAUCAAUUACAAAUUGUCCAAGAAGAAGACCAUUUUGUGCAUAAAAGAUAUAAAUAGGCUGAACAAAAGUCAGCAAGAAAAUCUAUUGCUAAUUUUGAAGAAAGGCUAUUUCUACCUUCUCGCCACGUGCCUUUUCAACCCCAUGAAUAUUUUAAAUGCUUCUCUGAGUUCGAGGUGCUUGUAUUUAUAUCUUAGCCCGUAUGACAAAAUAGAACUCGCGUUAAUUAUCAAAAGGAUAAUUAACAAGCUGGACAUUGACAUUGAGGACAAUGCUUUGGACAUAAUAAUGAACCACUCCUGUGGGGACGCCAGGGUGGCCAUCAACAUCAUCGAGUUUGCCAUUAAGAGUAUGGAGCGCGAGGAGCAGAAGGAGAGGGAGAGGGAGAGGGAGGAGGAGAGGGAGCAGAAGGAGAGGGAGGAGGAGAGGGAGCAGAAGGAGAGGGAGAAGGACAAAGGGAGGGACCAUCCAAACUAUCUGAAAAAGGACAGUCGAAAUGAAAUUGAGGAGGACAAACGAAACAUGGAACACGCGGAGGAAGCAAAAAAAAGUUGUGACAUGAUAACGAAUCAGUUCAAACUGAAGGACUUUAGCGAACUGCACAAAUGGGCAUCAUCCACACAGAUUAAAAAAAAAGUUAUCCAGCUAGCUAAUAUAAAAAAUUUUUUGCAAAACUUCCCAUCGAACGAUAACAAGCUAGACCAUUUCAACUUUAUCUCCGGAUUACACAAAAGUAUCAGAGCUGGAAAUAUCAAAGCGGCUAUUUUGUAUUUAACAAAAUCUUUGAAGAACGGGGAAGAUCCGUUAUACAUUUGCAGACGGUUAAUUAGAAUAGCUUCUGAGGACAUCGGGUUGGCGAACCAUGACGUGCUGUCUAUUUGUAUCAACACACAUUAUGCAUGCAAGGCUAUAGGGAUGCCUGAGUGCCAGACGGCGCUAAUAUACGCCGUCAUUGUUUUAUGCAAAUCGUCCAAAAGUAACUACAUUUAUCUUGUGGAAAAUAACGCCAAGCAAAUUUGCAACGAUUAUAAAUUCGACGUGCCCUUUCAUUUGAGGAACACAUCCAACAAGUACGUCUACACCAACCAGCCCGAAAUUCUCACCUUCGAGGAGCAUUUGAACAAGUACAAGGAUGUGCAGAAGUAUUUGCCCGACUAUAUAGAAAAGUUGGAGCUUUUCCCCGAGCUAUGA